UGGUUUGUUUUUGUUUAUAUUUUGAUAACCGCAUUUUGCAGUCAGUCACAUAAAACCAUAAGUAAACAAGAAAAAACAUAUUGUACAGCACCACGAACAUUCUCAUGGUGAAAAACCCCUGAAAAUCUCUAAAUUAUGGAGGGGACCAGUAAAGAAACAGACGUGCAUUUACGAACAAUGCUAAGUUCCCCAUUAAAAUAUGCCCCAGCUGUUCCUGUGCCUGAUUGGAACCCUCCAGCAUCUGUACCUCCAGUGCCGCAAGUUAACUCAAAGUUAAGUCCAUCUUUAAUGACAGUAACUAUACCAGGGGCAAUUGCUGGGGAACCACACACUAAUAUUAUGCUACAAAACUGUGUAGCUACAGUUGACUUACAUACCAUCCUUGACCUCACAAAAAUUAAUGCUAGAACGCGAAAUUCAGAGUAUAAUCCGAUGAGAUUUCACGGUGUUAUAAUGAGAAUAAGGGAGCCACGCAGUACAGCUCUGAUCUUCAGGUCAGGAAAAAUUGUCUGCACAGGAGCCAGGAAUGAACAUGAUGCACUACUUGCCUCAAAAAAGUUUGCUAGGAUUAUACAAAAAUUGGGAUUUAAUAUAAAGUUUGCCAACUUUAAGAUCCAGAAUUUGGUUGCAUCCUGUGAUUUACGUUUCCCUAUAAAAUUAGAAAAUUUAAAUCACAUGCAUGGGCAGUUUAGCAGUUAUGAACCUGAACUGUUUCCUGGCUUGAUAUACAGAAUGAUUAAACCAAGGAUAGUUCUGCUAAUCUUUGUAAAUGGAAAAAUAGUUUUCACCGGAGCUAAAUGCAGGGAAGAUAUUAAGGAGUCCUUGGAAAAUAUUUAUCCCAUCCUAAGGAGUUUUAGAAAAAACUAAUAAAUUUUUUCGUUAAUAUUGCAUAAUAUGAUUAUUUUUAUUAGUCAUUAUGUUAUUGGUAAUUUUUAUUGUUACUUACUUUUUAGUAUAAUGAUUAUCUUGUAAUACAAUUUUGUAUUUCACCUUUUUAUACUGAUCUUUGACCUGCAAUCAUGACUGCUAAGUUUAUUUAAAUCCCAUUUUAUAAUAUGUAAUAGUAAAUCAUUUUUGAACAAU
Messenger RNA from Anthonomus grandis grandis, 1083 nucleotides. RefSeq lists its product as uncharacterized. The record is from RefSeq and is a predicted model, not a curated record. Gene Ontology annotation, biological process: DNA-templated transcription initiation. The coding region runs from base 136 to 867 and encodes 243 amino acids. The transcript has 5 exons. Gene Ontology annotation, molecular function: RNA polymerase II general transcription initiation factor activity; DNA binding. Lineage: Eukaryota; Metazoa; Arthropoda; Insecta; Coleoptera; Curculionidae.